AUGCAGCUGGCGGUGGAUUCUCCUCUUCCUGUCUUCGCCGCCUCCUGGUUUCAGUCGCCGGGCUUCGACAGUUCUCCGGCACCUGCCAUAAAAGCGAUCUCGUGA
This is a messenger RNA of Spirodela intermedia, 105 nucleotides long. The record is from the annotation of a GenBank genome assembly. NCBI's taxonomy places the organism in Eukaryota, Viridiplantae, Streptophyta, Magnoliopsida, Alismatales, Araceae.